Messenger RNA from Effrenium voratum, 615 nucleotides. Lineage: Eukaryota; Dinophyceae; Suessiales; Symbiodiniaceae. The record is from the annotation of a GenBank genome assembly.
AUGCCCAAUUUCCCUGCACCGCUCUUGCCCUUGCCCUGCGCCCUGGACUCCCCUGUGGCCGACGGCUAUCCCGGCUCUGGCGCCUCCACCGCCGCGGAGACUCCCAAGGAUGCCUGCGGCGUCAUCCUCCCGCGACGACUUCAGAGGACUGAGCAGGAUGCGGACCUUGCCUGGCAGCUUGUGCUUGCCAUGAACCAGGCUCUGGACGAGACACGCGCUAAUUGCCGCCUCGACGAGCAGAUGCUUCAGAAGAAGGUGCACCACACCAUCCGGUUUCUGCGGGCAUGCUCCUACUCUUCGCACGACAUCGUGGUAGCGCUGGCCUACACCUGCGCAUAUUUCCGCCGGGUGAUGCCUCCACUGAUGGGCGUGGUCAGCCGGUCAGAGGCGGUGCACAUUUGCAUUCUGCUCAUCUACCUGGCACACAGCUUUGUGCUGGAUGAGAAUUGCCCAAUCCGCGACUGGCACAGGCACAUCUUCCGCAAAUACUGCUCCCUGAAGAAGAUGGACGCGGCUCUGUUCCGUGUGUUCUCGUUUUUGGACUUUAAGCUGAUGAUCUCACAGGAGGAAGAGGCAAAAUAUCUCCGAAUGAUCCUGCAAAAGGAGAGCCUGUGA